Coffea eugenioides is the source of this 1093-nucleotide messenger RNA. Its product is annotated as syntaxin-61. Gene Ontology annotation, cellular component: SNARE complex; endomembrane system; membrane. NCBI's taxonomy places the organism in Eukaryota, Viridiplantae, Streptophyta, Magnoliopsida, Gentianales, Rubiaceae. The record is from RefSeq and is a predicted model, not a curated record. The coding region runs from base 167 to 913 and encodes 248 amino acids. The transcript is spliced from 8 exons. Gene Ontology annotation, biological process: vesicle fusion; Golgi vesicle transport; intracellular protein transport. Gene Ontology annotation, molecular function: SNAP receptor activity; SNARE binding.
UUGUAUAACGAAUGCGGCCCCCAUCAAGUUGUUGGUGAAGGAACAAAUCUGUAAGUUUUGGUCUUCCGUCUGUUGUCAAUUUCUUCUAAGAAGAAUUCUUCCUUAAUUUUCAGUUUAUACGGAGUAAAGAUUGAAUUUUUUGGUAGAAAUAGUAAAAGAAAAAGGAAUGUCAUCUUCAGCUCAGGACCCUUUCUACAUUGUUAUGGAAGAGAUCCAAGAUUCUAUUGACAAGUUGCUAUCUAGCUUUCACAAAUGGGAGCGUCUUGCUCCAGAUAGUGGAGAGCAACUAAAUCUGACCAAGGAACUUCUUGCUGGUUGUGAGAGCAUUCAGUGGCAGGUGGAUGAAUUGGAUAAAACAAUUUCUGUAGCAGCAGGAGAUCCUUCAUGGUAUGGUAUCAAUGAACCAGAGCUUGAGAAAAGAAGAAGAUGGACCAGCAAUGCUCGAAGUCAGGUUGGCAAUAUGAAGAAGGCAAUAGUAGCUGGGAAGGAGUCUAAUGGCUUAAGCUCUUCAAAUGUAAAUGGAAUGCGUAGGGAACUCAUGAGAAUGCCAAAUUCGCAACAGACGGACAGAUCCAACCAGUAUGUUACACAAGCUAAUGAUGAUCUCAUAUCCUCAGAAUCAGACAGACAGCUACUUCUCAUAAAGCAACAAGAUGAAGAGUUGGAUGAGCUCAGUGCUAGUGUAGAAAGAAUUGGUGGUGUUGGCCUUACGAUACAUGAAGAACUUCUUGCACAUGAAAAGAUUAUAGAUGACUUGGGUACAGAGAUGGAGGGAACAUCAAAUCGCCUUGAUUUUGUUCAGAAAAAGGUUGGCAUGGUAAUGAAGAAGGCUGGAGCCAAGGGUCAAUUUAUGAUGAUUUUGUUCCUUCUCGUUUUGUUUAUCAUUCUGUUUGUGCUGGUCUUUUUCACUUAGUCUUGAAAGAUUUUGGCAUUUAGUCUAUUGCAUGAGGGAGGUUACCACUGUUGGAAUAAAUUGGAAACUUUUGGUGGAUGUAUAUGAAUUAGAAAUUUCUUUCCCGUAUAUGAAUUAGAAGUAUACCAUCAUUGGAACGUUGUUGGCUGUGUUGUACUUAGCAGAGCUUCUUAGUUUCGA